UGAAAAACUCUGGAUGAUUCUGGCAAAAAAGUACUUCUGGAAAAAUAGAAAUGUGUGGAGAAUUUUGGUCUAAUUGAUGGUCGCCUCACCAUCUGUACAGUCUCCUGUUUCUUUGCCAUACUGGCUUUGCUUUGGGAUUGUAUGCACCCCUUUCCAGAGUCCAAACCCGUUUUGGCUUUGUGCGUCAUAUCCUAUUUUGUGGUGAUGGGGAUUCUGGCCAUUUAUACCUCAUAUAAGGAGAAGAGCAUCUUUCUCAUGGCCCACAGGAAAGAUCCUACAGGAAUGGACCCUGAUAUUUGGCAGCUGUCCUCCGGUCUUAAAAGGUUUGAUGACAAAUACACCUUGAAGCCGACCUUCAUCAGUGGGAGAACAAAGCAGCAGCGGGAAGCCAAGUUCACCAAGUCCAUUGCUAAGUUUUUUGACCACAGUGGGACACUGGUCAUGGAUGCAUAUGAGCCUGAAAUAUCCAGGCUCCAUGACAGUCUCGCCAUAGAAAGAAAAGUAAAAUAGCGAAUUCUAAAAGUAGCCCUCUUUCUGCUGAAUCUUGCUGAAUUACUGGCUUGGGGGGUGGGGGAGAUAAAAAGAACUUAAACUGGGUAAAGUAAGAAAUGUUAAGUCCCUGUUUUGUCCUGAAAUUUUAGUCUAUUCUGGAUAAAUAGGAUUUUCUGACACAGAAA
This is a messenger RNA of Chlorocebus sabaeus (green monkey), 677 nucleotides long. The record is from RefSeq and is a predicted model, not a curated record. NCBI's taxonomy places the organism in Eukaryota, Metazoa, Chordata, Mammalia, Primates, Cercopithecidae.